GACAGAAUACAGAUAUACAACACUUGGGGGAGCUAGUGAGUGAGAAAUAUUGUGCCUAGUUCAGCAUUCUACGCGUAAUUUUGAUCGCAAAACAAUUAGUCUCGUCAUAGCUUCAGUUGCAUGCGGUAUUGAUCGUUCACUAUUUAAAAAGCUGAGAUUUCAACUGAAUUUCCAAAGAAACAACAAUGAGUCCACCCAAAAUAUCUAUUGGCGGGCCAUCUUCGGAUAGUGUAAUAGAAAGAAUAAACUCUAAUUCGUCGCAUUUUAGAUGGAAAAUAAAAAAAUUCACAGAAAUCAAUAAAACAGCUGAUGUUUGCGUGCGAAGUCCAAGAAUUACUGCAACGUGCUGCAAAGUAGAGUGGUGUUUACACUUCUAUCCGAAUGGUGUUAGAUCUGGAAAAGGUGAUAUGGCAGUGUCUGUAGAAUAUUUCUCCGAAGCAUCUAACGUGCCUGUCAUUUUAGAAAUAUCCUUUGAAAAUGCAAAAAGACAAAUUUUGGAAAAUUAUACAGUGAGAAGAGAAAUUGUUAUAUCAAUGAGAAAUCAUCCAGAAAAUAAAGGAUCACCUAGAUCACCUAGUAAGCUUUCGAAGUCUCCUGUUACAUUUGAUUAUUUUCCAGCUAAAAGACAAGUUAUCGAAAAUCCAGAAAACGAAUCACCAAUAUUGACGAGGGGCGGCUGUUUGUCAAUAUCAUUUAAAGUCAUUUACAACGAUCACCUAUUUGCGAAAAAAACUUCAAGAGAGGUCGCGAACUUGAAAAAUGUUAUCGAGUUCGAGAAAAUUUUUGAUAAAGGCCACUUCAACGAUGUUAUAUUUUUUAUUAACAACAACAUAGAACCAGAGAAACAAAUUGUAGCACAUAGAGCCAUUCUCUCGCACCGUAGCCAAGUUUUUUUGGACAUGUUUGCGAGAGAUGUCCACGAGAAUAAAGCAAGCAUUGUAACGGUUUCUAACUGCUCUUAUCAAGUAAUGCUGGAGUUAGUGAGAUUUGCGUAUACGGACUAUGUUCGUGAAAUUGACGAUAUAGUAUGUGAAUUAUACAAGGCCGCACACAUGUAUAGCAUCGUAGACUUGCUAGCGGUGUGCGAAAGCUGUAUCGUGCGUACCUUGAAUGUCAAUAACGCCAUCGAGUGUUUGAUGGUGGCCGAUCAUUGUAAAGUAGAUGAGUUGAAAAACCACGUAUUGAAAUUUGUUGUGGAUAAUAUUAGUAACAUUGUUCACAAAACAAACUUUCCUUUGUUGAGCUCUCCAAUUAUUUGUGAAAUAAUGCGUUGCGUGAUUCCAAGAACUUAGAAUUGAAUUUAAAUUAUUCUCAACUUACGCAAGUUAAAACUAGAAAUAAAAUAUCGAAGAUAGUCAUAUUUAUAAGAAAUGUAUUGGCCUUUUCAAUGUAAUUUAAUACUGAAAAUUUUGUAAAAGUUUUUAAAGGAAAUGUUUGUGGUGUUUUAGCUUUAUAAUCAUUACUUAAAAGAUAAUCAAUUAUUUAUAGAAUGUUCAAUAACCGAACAAU
Molecule: messenger RNA, 1509 nt
Organism: Phymastichus coffea
Lineage: Eukaryota; Metazoa; Arthropoda; Insecta; Hymenoptera; Eulophidae
Exons: 2
Coding region: 186-1292 (368 amino acids)
Biological process (GO): regulation of proteolysis; proteasome-mediated ubiquitin-dependent protein catabolic process
Cellular component (GO): cytoplasm
Molecular function (GO): ubiquitin protein ligase binding
Source: RefSeq, a predicted model, not a curated record